UGUCAUGAAAUUAACAGCAAAUGUUUGAAUAGGCAAAUUUACAGUGAUGCAAUGACGAACAUACUUAAUAUUCAUAAUCUCUGCCCUUUCCACAAGCCAUAAAUAACACAUGAGCACAUAAAGUAUAACUGUACUGAUUAAAACUCAUGUGAGCUUCAGACUGCCCACAAUCCAGGACCGGUUCUUCUACUACAAGAUCCUUCCUCAUUAAGGACCGUAAAAUGAACUCAACGAUCUGGAUUGUGGAUAGUUAUGAAGAAGCUCUUGCUAAAAACAUUGUGAUUGUUUGCCUUGCUCUUAUCAUUAAUGUCAUUAACGGAAUGUUAGUAGUGACUUUCUUCUCCAGUCCAAUGUUUUCAAGAGACUCCAGAUACAUUUUAUACAUUCACCUGGUAAUCAAUGACAUGCUCAUGAUAUUUGUAUCAGUGAUUUUAUAUGUGUUGUCCUAUGCUUCACCACUUGUAAAUGCUUCAGUGUGUUGCAUAUUGGUGGUUCUUGGUUCAACCACCUUUAUGAUCACUCCUUUGAAUCUGGCUGGUAUGGCCAUAGAACGGUUCAUUGCGAUCUGUAAACCACUGCAUCACUCUCAGAUUUGCACUCCACAAAGGACCUACAUCUUUUUAUGCUUGCUAUGGGUUUUAGGAGCUAUACCUUCUCUGUCAGAUAUCAUUAUUUUAUUUUCAAUUCAGCCCAUAUCUUCCUUCAGGUCUCUUGUACUUUGCUAUCCAUUCAGUUUGUUCCCUUAUAAAGCCCACAAGGAUCGCACCACUGCUUCACAAGUCAUCUAUAUGUCUUUGGUGUGGAUAAUUCUCAUUUAUACUUAUUGCAGAGUCCUGUUCACUGCCAGAAAGGCAGUUUCAAAGGGUUCAGCUAAUAAGGCUCGGAGUACUAUAAUGUUACAUGGUGUCCAGUUACUUCUUUGUAUGCUUUCCUAUAUCGCUCCUGUUUUGGAUAUGAUUGUCACUCCUUUCUUUCCUUUUCACAGAACUAAGAUCACUUUCUUUAAUUAUCUAAUCACAAAUAUUAUACCAAGAUUACUAAGUCCUUUGAUAUAUGGUGUCCGAGACCAGAAGUUUGUGAAGCAAAUGAAGGAAUACUUUACUUGUAAAGUUAUUAUUGUAAGGAUUGUGCCAUCAAAAUUUUGAUUUUUAUUUAGCUACAUUUUAUUUAAAAACAAAAUGUAUAUAUAUUUGCAUUUCUGUUUAUGACAUUUGCAUUUGAGAAUCUUUACAGUGGCCUAAAAAUUUUUUGACAAACUUGAAGGUGUAUGAAAAUGAUUGAAUAAGAUAACAAAAUAUCAAACGUGGCAUACAAACAAAUGGUGAAUCAACUUUGCUCAGAACUAACUUCACUUUUCUGAGUCAUUUCGUUCAAUGUCUUUUCAUCAGCUGGUGUUUUGGUGAUUUUUAGUGGAUGUACUGUAUGAAAUCAGUUCUCCUGAAGUUCACACAGUAUGUAGUUAAUCACAUUAACUAUGGAAAUGAUCUAUUAAGAAAUCACAACUACAAAUUUUGUCUUUAUUUUGAACAGUAUCUAUUGUUUUAUCAAUUAAAAUGUCUUCAUAACCAAACUAGUUUUAAAAUGAACAAUUUGGGAAACUCCUUAUUAAUGUUGAUGAUAGUACUGUAUUAUGAUUAAUAUUUUUAAUAAAAUAUAUAGCAGUGUAAA
Megalobrama amblycephala (Wuchang bream) is the source of this 1668-nucleotide messenger RNA. RefSeq names its product odorant receptor 131-2-like. The record is from RefSeq and is a predicted model, not a curated record. The transcript has 2 exons. Gene Ontology annotation, molecular function: G protein-coupled receptor activity. Gene Ontology annotation, biological process: G protein-coupled receptor signaling pathway. Bases 222 to 1145 code for a protein of 307 amino acids. Gene Ontology annotation, cellular component: membrane. NCBI's taxonomy places the organism in Eukaryota, Metazoa, Chordata, Actinopteri, Cypriniformes, Xenocyprididae.